CGGAGCAGCAACUCUCACGAUAUUUGCGGCGGCCCGCAGACGCGAGCCGCUGCCGAGUUCUGGCGCGCCCUUUCAGUUCUGCUUGUGGCCGGCACCACUGCGUUAUCCGGAACUGCCGGUCCGAGCAGCAUGACGUCCGCCUUGGAGAACUACAUCAACCGAACUGUUGCCGUUAUUACAUCUGAUGGGAGGAUGAUUGUGGGAACACUGAAAGGUUUUGACCAGACCAUUAAUUUGAUUUUGGAUGAAAGCCAUGAGCGAGUAUUCAGCUCUUCACAGGGGGUAGAGCAAGUGGUACUAGGAUUAUACAUUGUAAGAGGUGACAACGUUGCAGUCAUUGGAGAAAUUGAUGAAGAAACAGAUUCUGCGCUUGAUUUGGGGAAUAUUCGAGCAGAGCCUUUAAAUUCUGUAGCACACUGAGGAAAAACUACAUACUUGGACAUCUGUAAAUCUUUGUACAGAAACUGAUUAUUCUGAGGAUGAUAUAUGGAAUUUUUAUGAAUGCGUAACUGGAUUUUGACUCCUUGUUGAUUCAUUGUAAUGUGUAAAUUAAAAUAUUUCUACAUUUUAUUGAAAAAACUUUUUUUUUUU
Macaca mulatta (Rhesus monkey) is the source of this 591-nucleotide messenger RNA. It is a transcript of the gene LSM8, whose product is annotated as LSM8 homolog, U6 small nuclear RNA associated. Gene Ontology annotation, cellular component: precatalytic spliceosome; U6 snRNP; U4/U6 x U5 tri-snRNP complex. NCBI's taxonomy places the organism in Eukaryota, Metazoa, Chordata, Mammalia, Primates, Cercopithecidae. Gene Ontology annotation, molecular function: mRNA binding. Gene Ontology annotation, biological process: mRNA splicing, via spliceosome. The record is from RefSeq and is marked provisional.